Molecule: messenger RNA, 1155 nt
Organism: Linum tenue
Lineage: Eukaryota; Viridiplantae; Streptophyta; Magnoliopsida; Malpighiales; Linaceae
Source: the annotation of a GenBank genome assembly
AUGAAGCGGUUGAAGAGCUACUACAGUCAUUUCCGGCACCACCAGGGUGCGUCGGCAGACCGGCGGCGCUGGAUCUUCCCACUGGCGAUCGGCUCCCUGUUCUCCCUCUUCCUCCUACUCCUCACCACUGUCUCUUCCCCCGCCGGGGUUCCUAUCUUUCCCUUCUACCGCUCAAUCUACUCCUUCAGCUCCAAAUUCGUGGAGCCCAAGCUGCAGCCUUUGCCGGUCUCUACUCUCCCUCCGCCGCCGCGGUUCGCCUACUUGAUCUCGGGGUCAAAGGGGGAUGGGAACAUGCUCAAAAGGACUUUGCUGGCUCUCUACCAUCCCAACAACCGCUACGUCGUGCACUUGGACGCCGAAUCGCCGCCGGAGGAGCGCGCGGAUCUGGCCGAUUUCGUUCGGGAUCAUAGGGUUUUCGUGAAAUUCGGCAAUGUGAAGAUGAUCACCAAGGCAAACCUCGUCACUUACAGGGGGCCGACCAUGGUGGCCAAUACGCUUCACGCUGCUGCAAUCUUGCUUCAGGGAAGGCGGAGAAGUGUGCCGACAGCUUUCAAGCUCUUCACAGGUUCUGCAUGGAUGGUGCUUUCUCGGCCAUUCAUCGAUUACACGAUCUGGGGUUGGGACAAUUUGCCUCGAACAACCCUAAUGUACUACUCAAACUUCAUAUCAUCCCCAGAAGGCUACUUCCACACAGUCAUCUGCAAUGCCCUCGAGUUCCGCAACACAACUGUAAAUAGUGACCUCCACUUCAUCGCGUGGGACAACCCUCCGAAGCAACACCCUCACCACCUGACUAUCGCUGACAUGGACAAAAUGGUUGAGAGUAACGCCCCAUUUGCUCGGAAGUUCAGGCAGGAUGAUCCUGUCCUCGACAGAGUAGACUCAGAGCUCCUGUCAAGAGGUCCCGGCAUGUUCACUCCUGGUGGCUGGUGCAUUGGGAGUCGAGGGGAGAACGGAACUGAUCCCUGCUCCAUCAUCGGUAACACCACAGUUGUCAGACCGGGCCCUGGAGCGAAAAGACUGGAAACGCUGAUUGGGUCUCUCCUAUCCACUGAGAAUUUCCGACCAAGGCAGUGCAAAAUGAUGAAAAAAGAAAAGAGUUUGAUAGCAUUUAUCGAGCAUGUCAGCAUACUGGGUACGGGGAACGAACGGUAA